CUCGGCAACGGGCAGCCGUGUGUUGCUGCCGGGUGGUGGCCCACGUCCAACUUCACCGAGUCUCCCACCGGAACUGAUCCGUUACCCAAUGGAGGAUCGUGCACUGUGACUAUAAAACCAGCCAACCUGGGCGAUAUACAAAUCUCCUCGUCGAAGCACUCUCCAGCUGGGUGUUGUGGUCAAAGCAAGUAUUAGUAUUUGCCCUAUCGAUCGUUGUCAUCACAUCACAAAAGAUGCGUGCCCCCCAGCUGCAUGUGCUGAGCAAGACACCGUAUAACGCGGAACCACCAUCGCUCGCCGAGCUCGCCCAGUACCCUAUCACCCCUCUCCGUCUCGCCUACGCCCGAAACCACUCCGAAAUUAAGAGCCUCAAGUCGACCGCUGGAACAUACGCCGUGAGGAUCGAUGGGGAAUUACAAUGCCUUGCGAAGGAAAAGGUGAUCACGUACCAAGACAUACUACUCCGCUUCCCACGCAAGGAAGUCGUAGCCGCACUCGUGUGUGCCGGAAAUAGACGCGCUAAGAUGGCGGAAAAGACAGGCAAGGAAGUUAAAGGUAUCAAGUGGGGUGACGGCGCUGCCUGCAAUAUCCGAUGGGCAGGUGCCCCACUACGAGAAGUCCUCCUUAGCGUGGGCGUUCCCGACGGGGACCAUAAUUCGUAUGAGGGAUUCCACGUAUGUUUUGCAUCGUACGUGGCGCCAUGCGAGGAUGAUGGAUACUACGGUGGGUCGAUACCCCUAGCGGACGCAAUGAGUGAAGAAGGGGAUGCUUUGCUCGCCUACGAAAUGAAUGAAGAACUACUCACGCCCGAUCACGGCUUCCCGUUGCGCAUCGUCGUGCCUGGCACCUACGGCAUGCGAUGGGUGAAAUGGGUAGACAGGAUCACGAUAUCCCGACAAGAGUCCCCUAAUUUCUACCAACAAAGAGAUUACAAGAUAUUACCCGAUACCGUUACAAGCAAAGAAGUCGCUGAAUCACAGGGAUGGUGGUCGCGCGUCCCGUCAAUGCAGCAUCUCGCAUGCAAUUCCGUCGUUGCGGAUGUAUGUCGUCUGACAUCUCGUCCAGACGAAACAAGGUUGAAAGUAGCGGGGUACGCGUACUCACGCUGGCCUAUCGCCCGCGUCGAGAUAAGCGUCGAUAACGGUAGGACGUGGGAGGAUGCUUGUAUCAAGUACCAGGAAGGACGGUGGAGUUGGGCUUUGUGGGAGGCUGAACUCGAAGUUACACUAGACGAAGACGCAGAAACAAUAGGCUUGAUCAACAUCGACGAAGAGGAGAAUGGUCGCUUGAAACGAAACAUGGUCGUCCUUAGCCGUGCAAUCGACUCCUUCGGGAACGAACAGGAACUAAACUACAAGUGGAAUUUGAGGGGAGUCGGGUACUCCGGACUUGGCGAACGUCUUGUUGAGGUCUGAGCAAGUGGCACUAUCGAAAGAGGACAUGCCUUUGUCGCACCCACGCGGAAGCUAGAAUCAGACCGGCUCCUUUUUGUAAUGGAGGCGCUAUGCCCCUCAGCUUAUCCAUUCCAGUUUUCUAUCAGUACUGAUAGUAGUAAGGUGAAGGUAUUCAAGAAAACAUCAGGCCGAGCCUCAGAACGGCGUAGGUUCAUGUUAUCAUGUUAUAU
Messenger RNA from Pisolithus orientalis, 1624 nucleotides. Its product is annotated as Oxidoreductase, molybdopterin-binding domain-containing protein. Bases 234 to 1415 code for a protein of 393 amino acids. The transcript has 6 exons. The record is from RefSeq and is a predicted model, not a curated record. Gene Ontology annotation, cellular component: mitochondrion. NCBI's taxonomy places the organism in Eukaryota, Fungi, Basidiomycota, Agaricomycetes, Boletales, Pisolithaceae. Gene Ontology annotation, molecular function: molybdenum ion binding; oxidoreductase activity.